UACCCACAUAAAUGUAAAAAUACUUUUAUUUAAUAAUAAAAAAAUCAACAUAUUAUUAUUUUAUUUAACAAAUAUAUACAGUAAAUUAUAAAAAAUUAAUCAAUUUUCUCGUAUACAACCCUCAAAUGUUCAGUAAGCCCAAUAUUCUCAGUCUCCAUGGACAAAAUUAGUUGCAACUUGCCUUCUUCGAUCAACGAGUAACACCUUUCAAUACCAAUCACUGCAGGAUCUUUGGCAAACGUCAUUCUUGCAAUCUGGACGCUUUUAAGGCAAAUUUCAUUACCCUUAACUGUGCCUUCCUCCAGAGAAGUCAAACCAAAGUUAUGAGCCACCAUAAAUGCCACUUCAUUGGUGCCCGCAGCUUUUAUCCUUAAAAACCCUGACUCCAAGUGCAUGGGUUUGGGCCCGUUGGGGUUGUAUGCGAUGGAAUUGUAGUUCAACAAGGGCUGUCCAAUCGAAGAAAACGUUACUUCUUCGCAGUAUGUAAAAGGGUUUAUCGUGGGAUAUGCACCCUUAGCACUAAUAGAUUUCCAUUUUCCGAUUAAAAAACUCAACGGUUUCAAAGCUUCGUGGAUUUGAGGUUUAAACAUCAUCAAGUAUUGUUUUUAAUCUUAACACAGUCGAAGGUCCUGAAAAAUGUGUUUUUGAAUGCAUUGUUCUGAUAUGUUUCCUUGGUUUUGGCUAUCCUAAAAAUUCCCUGACAGUUGGCUGUACCGACUUAUUUGUUUUUAUUAUUAAUUUAAAUAAUUUGUUUGUUUGUAAUAGUUACCAAUAUUUUAUUUAAAUGUUUUACAUUUUAAUGUUUAUAUUUAAGUAUUUUGAAUGAAUGUUUUAUUUAAUUAAUUUUAAAACUUAAAAUACGUAUUUCCCCCAUUUUGAACAAUUUUGAAUGUUGGUACAAUUGGGUACAAUAAUUCCCUAGAAACUGAUACACUACGGCUAGAUUUCUUAUUUUUCUAAGUAAAAACUGUGUUUUUUUAUACCGUAAAGCUUUUAGAUCCAAUACAACGAUUCAUUGACAUGUGCAAUGGAGCAACAAAUAGUAAAAAAAGAACCUGAAGAUAUUUCGAUGAAUUACGUUCAACUAAGUACCUCUGCUGACCUAGAAAUGCCUUCAACCUCUGGGGUAGCAAUAAAACAUGAAAUCAAAGAAGAGUUGGAUGAUGGGGAAAACUUUAUGGUCUAUGUGAAAGAAGAGUUAGAUACAUAUAAUGAAAACGAUCUGAAAUUUGAAGCAGAAGACGAAAUGUUUCUUUACAAAAGUUUUAGAUCUAAAAUCGAUCAAGAAAGUGAUGAUGGAGAAGGAGGGGAAGAUUUGUCGUGCAAUAUUAGGGAAAAAAGUAGUGACAGUGACUUUUCUGAAGGGAAUGAUUGUCUUUAUGAGUGCCAGCAUUGUUUUAUUCAGUUUUUCAACAAAGAAAUUUGUUCAAAACACGAAACUAAGUGUCUAACCCCAAGGGUGAGAGUUAUUAAAGAAAAACUGUUUGAUUGUGACUUUUGUUCCAAAAAAUACCAAACAAAGCCAGAUUUAAUUCAGCACAAGAAGUAUAUUCAUAAAAAAAAUGAACUGGCAAAAAUGACUUGUGAAAAGUGCGGUUAUGAGACAGUACAUAAAGGUAGCUAUAAUAGGCACAUGAAAAAUCAUGAUAAAAAAAAUUAUUUGAAGUGUCAUUUUUGUGCGUAUAUAACAGCGGAAUUGAAGACUUUAAAUGCGCAUACCUUAAGCAAACAUCGAGAAGAGAAUAAAAUAAAAUUGACUUGCAAAAUCUACGAGUGCGCCAAAUGUUUAUACUCGACUGUCAGAAAGUACGACUAUGACAAUCACAUUAAGGUGUGUCUGAAAUUAAAAAACCUUGAAUCGUUUCAGUGUCAAAUUUGCCCCUAUAAAACAAUACGUAAAAGUACCUUAACAAGGCAUAUAAAAACUCACAGCAAAAUAAAACAAUUACAGUGUUUGUUUUGUGAGCAUAAAAGUAAUGAAAAAAUAAAUUUAGACAACCAUAUUUUAACUAAACAUGCAGAAAUGUUGAAUGAAUCAAAUAAAAAUUUAAUCACUGCCAAAGUGCAUGCUUGCAAACACUGUAAAUAUAAAAGCACCAAAUUGGGGAAUUUUAAAUACCAUAUGGAAAAUCAACAUCAAAAAUAUUUAAUUUAAAAUUUCACCUCUAUUGUUUUAAAAAGUUUAGUUUGUGUAAAUUUUUAAUAAUAAAUAGGUAAAUCUGUUUACAAUUUGUUUUUUAUUUAACCCCUAAAAAAUGUAUGAACUUGAACAAACGUUAAGAUUGGCAACACUGAAAAUGAGCCAUCUUGAUAAUAACCAAUGAGGUUAAAUAGUAUAUUAUUUGACGCCCAUUUCUUGCAAAGUAGGCGUGGCUACGGUGUCGAAAAAAAAUUCUCUUGCUUUUUGUAGUGAAGUUUGCAACACAAUGGAGGAAAUAGUCGUUAAAAUGGAACCUGACGAUUCCUUUGCUGAACAAGAAACGUCUGGAAUAGCAAUGAAACAAGAAAUCAAAGAAAUGGAUGAUAACGACAAAUCCACCAAUGACAAAUAUAGGUUUUUUGUCCUAGGUUUAAGUGGUGUGGCGAAACAGCCCAAAUCGGCUUCUCAGCGGAAUAAAGAGUACCGAGCUCGCAAAAAACUAAGGCAAGCGGAUGCGACAGCUAAUUCGCAACGUUGCAAAGAGUAUCGCGAGCGUAAAAAAUUAGGUCUAGCGGGUGAUUUAUAUGCUAAAACGAAUUCCCAACGUUGCAAAGAGUACCGCAAGCGUAAAAAGUCAGGCAGAUGAACUGCGAAAAAAAAAGUUAUAAUUGAAAAAUAUAAAGAAUUUUAUUGUCUACAAAAAACAUCCCUAUGAGUUUGGACGAAAUUUUGACAGGAAGCGAGAUAUUUGACGUUUUUUGAAAGACGACUGCCGCGGCACUACUUUUUGUUAAAUAUUUCGAUUUCUGACAAUUUUUCGACAAAACUCAUAUUAACUUUUUUGUAGACAGUUAAAAUCCCCUUAUUUUUUACCUAUAAAAUUUUUUUGUAAAAUCUAUAUUAACGAAGAUAUGACAAUAUGUAAUAUUGAAUUCCUAAACGAUUUUAUUUCACAAAAAAAUGGUUUAUACAAAAAAUAUAGAGAAUUUUAUUAUCUACAAAAAACAUCGUAACGAAUUUUGUCAAAAUCUUGACAGAAAGCGAGAUAUUUGACGAUUUUUCGACAACGCUCAUAAUUAUUAUUAUAAUAUAGUAUAUAUAUAUAUACCUAUAAGUACUGUAAGUAUUUAAAUCGGUUGAAAAUCGUGAUAAAUGUACAAAUUUCACUGUCUUAAUAGUUUAAAACAAGAAAGACAAUAAAAACAGCUGUCAAAGAAUUUGGUUAUGUUCGGAAAUUUUUAUUUUUUGCAUUAUUCGUAAAUCUUGAUACGCCUAUUAUACCCA
Molecule: messenger RNA, 3424 nt
Organism: Brassicogethes aeneus
Lineage: Eukaryota; Metazoa; Arthropoda; Insecta; Coleoptera; Nitidulidae
Source: the annotation of a GenBank genome assembly